CAAACAUGUGGAUUGGAUUUAAGUAAGAUGAAAAAGAGAGAUAAGUUGAAAAGAGAGCUCGCAAUUUAACAAUUUUUUUACUCUCUCUCUCCCCCACUAUAAAUAGCGCCAUGCAAGAGCUGAGUUCGGCAUCGAAUAAAAGCAAUGGAAUCACGGGCACCACCUCUCCAUACUGGUUCUUCCGUGGUGAGCGUCCAAGAGCUCGCCAAAGAAGCCAUGGAGGCAGUUCCAGAGAGGUAUGUUCGUCACGACCAAGAACCACAAAUCUUCUCUUUCUCUGGUAAUGGAAGCACCGAAACGCCAGUCGUUCCAAUCAUCGACUUGGGGAAAUUGUCCUUGGACCAAACUGCGGGUGAUCAUGAACUGCAGAAGUUGCAUGAGGCUUGCAAAGACUUGGGUCUCUUUCAGCUGGUUAACCACGGGAUAGGCCCUUCUCUGUUGGAGGAUCUAAGGCAUGAGAUCGAAGAAUUUUUCAAGCUUCCCUUGUCGGAGAAAACGAAGUUCGGGGUAAAGCCGGGAGAGUUCGAAGGUUAUGGGAGUGCCCCACGGUCGGAAGGAAAGCUUGAUUGGGGCGACAGGUUCUUCAUGAUAGUCAACCCCGUCGCCAAAAGGAGACCUCAUCUCUUUCCGGAGCUCCCCUUGUCACUCAGAAACACCCUAGACUCCUACAUUAAGGCGACGCAAAAGCUGGCCAUGCAGAUGCUUCGCUUGAUUUCAAAAUUGUUAGGCAUGGAGAUGAACGAGAUGAAAGAUCUAUUUGAGGAUGGCUUUCAAACUAUGAGGAUGACGUACUAUCCUCCGUGCCCGCAGCCGGAGCUUGUUGUAGGGCUGACACCGCACUCGGAUGCUACCGGCAUCACCAUCCUCCACCAAAUCAACGGGGUCGAUGGCUUCCAAAUUGAAAGGGGUGGAGUUUGGACACCUAUUCACAUUCUACCACAUGCCCUUGUAGUGAAUGUGGGAGAUACCAUGGAGAUUCUUAGCAAUGGUCUUUACAACAGCAUUGAGCACAGAGCCACGGUGAAUUCGACAAGAGAAAGGAUCUCAAUUGCUAUGUUCUUCAACCCUAAGCUGGACUCAGAAAUUGGCCCAAUCCGAUCUCUGACGACUGCGGAAAAUCCAGCCUUGUUCAGAAGGAUAACGACGGAGAAAUAUGUCAAAGACUUCUUUUCCCAUGAGCUUAACGGAAAGUCCUAUUUGGAGAGGAUAAAGCUUCAACCAGAGAAGGCUGUAGCUCGUCAAGCUUAGCUGACGAAUCGAAACAUACUUUAGCAUCGCAAUAAGAGUUUGUCAC
Messenger RNA from Rhodamnia argentea, 1294 nucleotides. Its product is annotated as codeine O-demethylase-like. The record is from RefSeq and is a predicted model, not a curated record. The transcript is spliced from 5 exons. Bases 145 to 1248 code for a protein of 367 amino acids. NCBI's taxonomy places the organism in Eukaryota, Viridiplantae, Streptophyta, Magnoliopsida, Myrtales, Myrtaceae.